GUAUAAUUUUGCUCUUUAAUCUGUGGUGUGGCUGGUUGUCAUUUUGUUACCUAUACUUACUGUAUAUAAUUAAUAUUUUUCCUUAAGUAUUUUGUUUGUUGUUUAUACGAUUAAUAUUAUUCAAACUUAGUAUUUUGUUCAUACUCCCUGUAUUAUUUUAACUAUAAAAAAUGGCUAAAAAUACAUCAAGUUCUGCAUUCCGAAAAAUAGAUAUUGAUCAAUAUAACGAAGACAACUUUAAGGAAGAAGAAGCUGAACAAUCUAUACCGACCGGUCCUGACGAAAGCGAAGUUUCAUCUUUACUUAAUCAAGGACGAUGUACUGAAGCUCUUCAGUUAGUAUUAAGUAAUGCUCCAUUGGGAUCUUCAAAUCAACAAGUGAAGGAUAGUGCAUUAGCAUUAACUCUAAAAGUACUACUUGCUAUCAAAUCUGCUCAGAUAGAAGAAGCAGUUGGAAAUCUUUCAAGGGAUGACAUUGAUAUACUUAUGAAAUACAUAUACAGAGGUUUUGAAUAUCCAUCUGAAGGCUCUAGUGGACAUUUGUUACUUUGGCAUGAGAAAGCCUAUAACAUAGGUGGAUCUGGUUCUAUAGUUAGAGUUCUCUCAGAUAGAAUGAGAGUUUAAUUUGAUAAUGUUCAAGACUUAUAUUUCUUAUUUAUGUAUUAUCUUUAUUUUUAUCAACAAACAAUAAAUAAUUACUACUAAAAA
Galleria mellonella (greater wax moth) is the source of this 707-nucleotide messenger RNA. RefSeq names its product actin-related protein 2/3 complex subunit 5-B (gene Arpc5). Gene Ontology annotation, molecular function: actin filament binding. Gene Ontology annotation, cellular component: actin cytoskeleton; Arp2/3 protein complex; cytoplasm. NCBI's taxonomy places the organism in Eukaryota, Metazoa, Arthropoda, Insecta, Lepidoptera, Pyralidae. The coding region runs from base 171 to 623 and encodes 150 amino acids. Gene Ontology annotation, biological process: cell migration; Arp2/3 complex-mediated actin nucleation; regulation of actin filament polymerization. The record is from RefSeq and is a predicted model, not a curated record. The transcript is spliced from 3 exons.